AUGACCAGAACUCUGGAUUGCUUUCAGUCUGAAUGCAAAGCUAGAGCAGAGCUGCUGAAAGCUCAGAAAGAACGUGAUUUUCAUCGAAUGCAUCACAAACGAACAGUCCAAGAAAAAAACAAAUUAAUUAAUGACCUCAAAGGGUUGAAGUUACAUUAUGCAUCGUAUGAACCAACUAUAAGGGUUUUACAUGAGAAGCACCACACUUUACUGAAGCAGAAAAUGCUGACCUCCCUGCAAAGAGACAGAGAAAUGAGGCAGGGUUCUACAGUUCAAGCAACAUUGAUGGUUCUAGAACCACAAUGUAGUAACUCAACUCAAGAAAUUGAAGCUAUUCCUAGUUGUGAGAAGGCAAAUGAAUCAGAAAGUCCUGCUCUGAAUGAUCUUCAUGAAACCAGGGAACAAGACAAAUAUAAAAAAAAGAUGAAAAAGAAAAAGGAUUCAAAAUUUCCUACAGAUAUGCAACGACUUCCAAACCUGUACUUACAUAAAGAAAAUAAUCCAGCAAAAUUUGACUACAAGCUGAAUAACAUAUUUCGACUUCAUAGCCUUCCAGUGAGCUGGUAGGAUUCUUGAUGUUUUAUUAACGACUGUGAGAUUUUAUUGUCAUGUCAAAAUUGUGGUGCUCUUACUGCCAUUCAUGGUCGAAGUGGUUUGCUCUUAGCCUGUUUCCAAAUUGCCUAUCGUAACAGAGAAAGAAUCUGCUCAUAGCUGCUGCAAGAAUCUUAAAACUAAUUGGUCUAGGCAGUCAGUGGCGGUACAAAGUGUUCUAUUGUGCUUAUUGUAGAGCUUGCAGUUCUGGCUUAAAAUAAAGCACCCAUCGUUUUU
Hipposideros armiger (great roundleaf bat) is the source of this 828-nucleotide messenger RNA. Its product is annotated as sperm-associated antigen 16 protein-like. The coding region runs from base 1 to 567 and encodes 188 amino acids. The transcript has 6 exons. The record is from RefSeq and is a predicted model, not a curated record. Lineage: Eukaryota; Metazoa; Chordata; Mammalia; Chiroptera; Hipposideridae. Gene Ontology annotation, biological process: axoneme assembly. Gene Ontology annotation, cellular component: axonemal central apparatus.